AUGAAUUUCCGUACGCCAGCGAUGAUUUCAAUUGCUUCUGGGGGUUGGACAUCGCUAACGAAGUUCUCUGCAGUCAAGAAGAUCGACGCCCUCGUCCCCGUCGCCGGAAAGGUAAUCUAUUUCACCUUUGCCGGCAUCAGGGUCAGGAUGCUCGGAAAAACGUAUGUCGAUGUGCUCAGCUUUUUGCACUAUGAAUUUACCCUUCCGGAAACCGAGGAGAGCUGGAAAAAGCGCCAGGAUCUCCUCGCUCAACUCUCCGAAAUCCUCGAAAAUCGGAAGGAGAACUCCACUAUCCCGAGAGACUUCGUUGAACGAGUCAGGCCGGUCAUGCCUGGUAUUCUCGGAGCGGCCUCGUCCGAACGCACCACCCUGUCUGCUCAGGCCUGUCGAGUGAUCUCCAACCUCGCCAAGAACCUUGAGACACAAAUUCAACCCCAACUCGACCUCAUCCUUCCGCAGCUGAUUGCGCACUGCGGUUCUACCAAAAGCGUCAAUCAGAAAAACGCCAAUGACGCAGUCAUCAACAUUUGCAAGUAUGCUGGCUACAACACACGACUCUUCUACCAUGUCUGCUCUGCGUUCCGAGACAAACGAAAUCCUCCUCGCACCUAUGCCCCAGAGUGGUUGCGACUUCUCCUUGAAAACUACCGCGGUCAAAUGGACCGAGACAAAGACGGCGAAUUGGCCAAAAAGGCCAUUUAUGAAGGCCUCACCGAUGGGCAAGUCAAAGUCCGAGAAAACACGCGUGCAACCUACUGGGAGUACGCAAAAUACGACGUUCAAGGCUCUCGCAUGAUUAUGGGUGGCCUCAAUUCUCAUGCCCAGGCGGCCCUUCGCGAUGAUCGUCACAAUCCCGACAGAAGUUCUGCCAAGGAUAUAAAAGUCCCAAGACCGGAUUCAGCCCUCGCCUCCAUCAAAGCCCAGAGCAAACGCAUGCAACAACAUCGUGGCUUUACGCCUGCAUCGGUCAAACCAGAAGACUUCAUAUUCGGCUCGGUGGAAGAUCUUGAUGCCGUCCCAGAAAAACAGAAUAUUCCAAAGGGCUCCUCUGAGCCUGCAAGAGAGAAGCAAGAAAGGCCAGUUCAACAGGCUCCUCGUGGGAAUCACCAAACUGAAUCAACGGGAGGUUCACGUCAUGGAAUCUCUACGCAAUCUCGCACGGCCACCCACAAAGCACCCAAGGACAUGAAGCUUGACAGUGGCAAAGAUCUCAAGGCCUCAAACCCACAAGUUGAUGCUCGCCCAUUGCUUUCAGCACCGGUCAGAAGAGCUCGCAUCGUUGCUACGCCAAUGACAUCGACCUCAACCCAAGGACAACGUCCUGGUUCUCGUGGGGAGCCUACCAAAAAGUCCCCUGAAACCAAAGACAAGCCAGUCACAGAUAAAUCGACUGGCCGCCAUACACCAAGCACCCACGUCGAGAAAGAGGCAGUGCCAUCUACAGCCCACCAUCACCGCAAGACUGCAAGCCGUUCAGAGACCAUCAAAGCUGCCGAAAGGGGACGUUCAGCUUCCACAUCCAGCAAAAGGAAUGGUCGUCAAACACCAGUCAUUGCCGAAGAUAAAGGGCCGUCUGCUCCCCCAACUGUCCAAUCUGCCCCGAAGACUGAGCGCCCGGCUCCAGUCAUCGUUGAGGGCCAAGUAGCCGCAACUCCAGUCACAUCUGAACACGCCAACGACGUGAUGGCCCAUGAACAACUGAUGGAAAACAUUGCUCCAGCUGGCACCAUGCCCCUCCGCCCGGUCAAACCCUUUGCACCAGAAAAUCAAACCAUUCAACCAACCGAGCAUACUGUCGACAAACCCACCAGCCGUCAACACAUUCCAGAGGGCAAGGAGAACACCAACAUUAUGCGUCCACGCAUAAAGAAAUCCCCCAGCCGCUCGCCCCACCACUCUCCCACUCGCUCACCACAACGAUCCCCUCGUCGUUGCACUAGUAUUGCGUCCGCAAAAAAAUCACUUGCGACAGCCACGGAGUUCCUUCGUCACGGAACCCUCGAUGCUCUGGGCUAUCGCAGGCUUAGAAAGCUGAUUGACACUCACCCUGGUGUUCUGAUCAAGAACCAAACACAAUUUAAUGAAUUGUUCGAAUUGCUUAUUAAAAACAUGACGUCGGUGGAUGAAGUUACCGAAUCCAGGGAUAAGAGACCGGGAAAUCUCAACCAUCCUGCGUACAAUCGACACACAAUCCUCCUUACUUUGAUUGAUCUUUUCCAUCAGUAUCCACAAUGGCCAGAGCCACAGCCUGGAAUGACAUUGUGCGCACUUCUCAUUGCACGAUGCAAUCACAGCUCGGGUUAUGCCUCGGUCCUACACGCCAUCGAUGAAUCAGCAUAUCUCCUAUGCAAAUUCAGUCAAAACCCGCUCCCUACAAUUGACGCAGUCCUCGACAUGCUAGAACAAAUUGAACAUAUCAUCACCACCAACCAUCCUGUUGUUACGCCAAAAUCGACCACUACUGUAUUCCAUAGCAGUCUUCAGAGUCUCGCGUCAGAAUUUGGACCUGAACGUCCUCGUUUCACCAACAGACUCCCUAUCAUUAUGGCAUUCGGAGUACAGGUGCUCAACGAACUGCUUGCUCGGCUUGCAGCCUGCAACGAAACCCUUUUCACCAUUCAAGAGGACCGCUUGGCAUCGUUCGCAGAACACCUUCUUGCCACGUACACAUCUAUCAUUAAACGACGGGUUAUGGACUUUUGCAUAGCGCUGCAUGGAGUCAUCAAACCUGAGAAAAGAUUUUAUAACUUCUUCAGUAAGGAGUCUGACAAGAAUCUCAUUCACUACUAUGUGGCUGGAGCCUCGGGGAUGGCGACUGGAAGCUUUGGCAACACAGACAAGGUUGUGCUACCCGAGACGGACGUGGACUAUAUGGAACCAGAGCCAUCUACCUAUGACCCUGGUUCAGAGGUCUCAGCCAAUUGGAAAUUCCUUGGAAGUACCGCAAUGAAUGCCGGUGUUGCGCCAGGAUCGGGAAGUUUGAGUAUGAAUUCCCUGGAGGAUGGGGCAGGUGAAGUUGCUGCUUCGGAGGAUUCAGGAAACUAG
Messenger RNA from Rhinocladiella mackenziei CBS 650.93, 3045 nucleotides. RefSeq lists its product as uncharacterized. Gene Ontology annotation, biological process: astral microtubule depolymerization; mitotic spindle assembly. NCBI's taxonomy places the organism in Eukaryota, Fungi, Ascomycota, Eurotiomycetes, Chaetothyriales, Herpotrichiellaceae. The transcript has a single exon. The coding region runs from base 1 to 3045 and encodes 1014 amino acids. Gene Ontology annotation, molecular function: microtubule binding. The record is from RefSeq and is a predicted model, not a curated record. Gene Ontology annotation, cellular component: mitotic spindle midzone; cytoplasmic microtubule; microtubule organizing center.